AUGUCGGUAGAUAAGAUAAAGAACAACUUGGGAGUCUUUGGGUCGUCUGUUAAAGACACUCUCACGCAUCAUAAACAGUUCAAUAAUGAUGACGAAUUGAUUUCUCACUACAAGCAUGAUAUCAAAAAGGCCAUUUCUGCAUUGAAGUUCGUCGAUAAACAGACAAGGAAAAUUGGGUCGAGUCACUGGCCUCACUUGCUUAAAUCGAAUAUUAAAAUGGGGGAGUUGUUUAUUAAGCUAAUCGGGGCGGACUCAUUGCAAUUCGAUGGAAUUGAAGAGUAUUACAGUGAUUUUGAUAAAUGGCAGGCAGAACAAGAAAUACCUAUGAUACACCCGAAAGAAAGACAGCUUGUUAUACUGGGUGUAAACAAAGAGAUGGACCAUUACAUGAUGUCCAUGGAAAAGUUAAGAAUUAGAGUGACAAGCGAAUGGGAAUUCUAUUCCAAGUCAGUGCAUAUACGAGUCAAAGAAAUGGUGGGAUACUUGAACGACUUAUUGAAAUUGAUCAAAAAGAGGAACAGUAAGAAAUCUAAUUAUGAUAACAUUCAUAAAAAGAUCAAUAAGAUAAUGAAGAAGACCACGCCGUUAGAUGCAAAAGAACAGAAACAAUUAAACAAACUCGAUGAAGAAUUGAAGGAGUCUAGUAUUGUAUUUAACAAGUUGGAUGAAAAAUUGAAAUCAAUUUUGCCUCAUGCAUUAACGUUUUUGGACGAAUUUGUGGAAAACUUAACAAAAUUGACGUUAUGCAAGCAAUUGGAUGCAUAUGAAGAUAUAAAACACACACUAAUGAAUUAUGCAACGUUCCACGGGUUUUUAGAUACUGAAUCUGAAGAUAAUAUUCAAACGUAUGAAGCGAUAACUAAUCAAUGGGAAACCUUGAUUACUCCAACAAGAUUAAGAAUUGAAUCCUUUAUUUCAUUUAUACAUGAGAAGAAGCCUGAAUUAAUUGACACCGAAAUUGAUGAUAAGGAUAAAACCUCUAAAACUCAUAAAAUGUGGAACAAGGUAACUUCAAAAGUUACUAAUAAAACUCAUAACUUGAAGAGUACAGACCAUGUUAAUGGAAUAUUUAAUGACUAUUUAACUGCUGACCCCUUAGAUUCGUUCAAGAAAUUUCAAGAUCCAAUGAUGAAUAGAUCAGAAACCUAUCACCCCUCUAAGGUUAUUAACAUCGAUGAUGUUAUAGUUCCAAAUACCAAUGCAGGCAACGCAUCAGCACCACCACCAUUGCCACCCAGGUCAAAUACAACAACCAUAAAGGGUAAUCUAAAAGCUCCUGUCGCACCUGGAAAGCAACACUUAAAACGUAUUCCAUCGAAUGAUUCGAUGGAAUCGAUACAUUCGUCGUCAUCAGAAUCUGAUAGCGAUGAAAUGACUUCGGUUUCAUCUGCGGCUAGUGAUAUAAUGCUUGAAAAUUCUUCUCCAGAGAUAGUUAACAAAGAUUUGAAGAAAGUCUAUAAUUCAUCAAAAAAUAAAAUAAAAGAAUGUCCUAUCCCUAUAGUACCUCACGACUAUAAAGCUGAACAUGAAAAUUCAAUGUUUGCAGCUGACACAUCAUCAGUGACUUAUAAAUUGGAACAAUUAAAUAAAUUCUUUGACAAGAUAUUGAAUUAUACAGAUUCUACACAAAUUGAACGGAAAAUACUACAAGCCAAGUAUAAUUUUGCAGGUGUUGAACCAGGUGAUUUAUCAUUUAAUGGAAGCGACCAAGUGGAAAUUUUGUUUGAUUUUCAAGCUGUUGAUUCAUUAUAUAAUAGCAGUAAUGAAAACUGGUUGGUUGGGAUGAUAAAAUCGGAACAGAACUGCAGAAUCGGAUUUGUUCCAAGUAAUUAUUUUUAG
Debaryomyces hansenii CBS767 is the source of this 1839-nucleotide messenger RNA. RefSeq lists its product as uncharacterized. The record is from RefSeq and is a predicted model, not a curated record. Gene Ontology annotation, molecular function: protein binding; lipid binding. Gene Ontology annotation, cellular component: mating projection tip; medial cortex; actin cortical patch. Bases 1 to 1839 code for a protein of 612 amino acids. NCBI's taxonomy places the organism in Eukaryota, Fungi, Ascomycota, Pichiomycetes, Serinales, Debaryomycetaceae. The transcript has a single exon. Gene Ontology annotation, biological process: plasma membrane tubulation; actin cortical patch localization; endocytosis.